Molecule: messenger RNA, 597 nt
Organism: Argentina anserina (silverweed cinquefoil)
Lineage: Eukaryota; Viridiplantae; Streptophyta; Magnoliopsida; Rosales; Rosaceae
Product: G-type lectin S-receptor-like serine/threonine-protein kinase At5g35370
Exons: 1
Coding region: 1-597 (198 amino acids)
Biological process (GO): protein phosphorylation
Molecular function (GO): protein tyrosine kinase activity; ATP binding
Source: RefSeq, a predicted model, not a curated record
AUGACCGUUGGUGAUGAAGGUCUAUUAGGGUACAUUAAGGCUUUGUCAACUGUGUCUGUGAUCCCUGUCAGAUUUAGUUAUGAAGAGCUUGUUACUGCAACUGAAAAUUUUAGUAAUCAAAUUGGCAGCGGUGGAUUCGAUACUGUGUAUAAGGGCAUUCUAGCAGACAAGACUCUAGUGGUAGUGAAGAAGAUGACUUGUUUGGGAGUCCGAGGGAAGAUGGAAUUUUGCAAUGAGACAACUUCAAUUGGAAGCAUCCACCAUGUCAAUCUGGUCAAGUUAAGAGGUUUCUGCAUACAUGGGAAGCAGUGUUUUCUAGUUUAUGAUUAUAUGAACAGAGGUUCUCUGGAGAAUAUUCUUUUUGGGAAUGGUUCUAAUGAACCUAUCUUGAUUCAAGGGAGAGCCUCCAUCUAUAGUUUUAACUCCUUUUUUUUAUUUGCACCAAUUAUGGUAUAUGAGCUGGUGCUUUACCAUUUACAAGACGAAAAGAUGGAGUUUGGGACAGGUUGUCUAGAGGUGGUGUGGAACAUAAACUUUAGCCUUUUGGUUAUGGUGGCCGACAAUGACAUGGUGCUUUUAGGAGAACAUGAUGUAUGA